Messenger RNA from Trichoderma virens Gv29-8, 638 nucleotides. RefSeq lists its product as uncharacterized. The coding region runs from base 42 to 584 and encodes 180 amino acids. NCBI's taxonomy places the organism in Eukaryota, Fungi, Ascomycota, Sordariomycetes, Hypocreales, Hypocreaceae. The record is from RefSeq and is a predicted model, not a curated record. Gene Ontology annotation, molecular function: N-acetyltransferase activity. The transcript is spliced from 2 exons. Gene Ontology annotation, biological process: protein acetylation.
UCGGUAGAUCUCAUUUCUCAAGAACUCAUAAAUCAAACAAGAUGGCAACUGUUCGGCACGCAUACCGCGAGGAUGUCCCCACCAUCCUGGGCUUCAUUCAGGCUCUGGCCGACUAUGAGAAGGAGUCCGAUGCUGUCAAGGCGACUGUCGAGUCUCUGGAGAACACAAUUGCGUUUGCGCCUUCUGGUGCCACCAGCCCUCAGAACUCCCUGCCCGUGACCGAGAGCAUCUCAUCAACUCGGCCUUCACGCUGUCUCCUUCUCUUCAAUGAGGAAGGCAAAGCCGCUGGAAUGGCCAUCUAUUUCUACAACUAUAGUACAUGGCGGGCCAAGUCUGGUAUCUACCUGGAAGACCUUUACGUUGACCCCUCACAACGCGGCAAAGGAUACGGCAAGACGCUGCUGUCCGCGCUGGCAAAGGAAGUUGUCGCCAUGGACGGCGGCCGUCUGGAUUGGUCCGUGCUGAAGUGGAAUGAGCCGAGCAUCAAGUUCUAUGAGCUCAUCGGAGCCACCGCAAUGAACGAGUGGGUGGGAAUGCGCGUUGACGGACCGACGCUGAACAAGUUGGCCAAUCUGACCGACUAAAUACCGUAUAUAUUCUGCAUUUGAAAGUCAAAAAUAAAGAAAGUUCCUGUCUUC